CCCCUCCCCAACACUUCCUUUGCUCGCUCUGUCACUUCCUUCACCUCUCCAUCAUCACUCAUCCAUGGCCACCUUCAUCAUCUGCCUCAUUUAAAUCCCCGCUCACCCCCCUCCCCUUCUUCCCACAUACACAGCUUCAUCUUCUUCCCUUACCACCUUUCUCUUUCUCCUUGCUUAGACCUUACCAGCCAUGGCCGCCCCCAAACCAGCUCGCCGCUUCGAGCCGGUGUCCAGGUGCAGCUCCAAGAACCGAGGCAGCCAGACCGUGGCAGCGGACCUGGACGGCACCCUGCUGCUAUCCCGCAGCGCCUUCCCUUACUACAUGCUGGUGGCGCUGGAGGGCGGCAGCCUGCUCAGGGGCAUCCUCCUCCUCCUCAGCGUCCCCUUCGCCUACUUCACCUACAUCUUCGUCUCUGAGUCGCUCUGCAUCGAGCUGCUUACGUUCAUCGCCUUCGCGGGGCUGAAGAUGAGGGACAUAGAGAUGGUGUCCCGGGCGGUGCUGCCCCGCUUCUACGCGGAGGACGUGCACCCGGAGACGUGGAGGGUGUUCAGCUCGUUCGGGAAGCGCUACAUCGUGACGGCGAACCCCCGGGUGAUGGUGGAGCCGUUCGUGAAGAACUACCUCGGCGUCGACAAGGUGCUGGGCACCGAGCUGGAGGUCACCAAGUCCGGCCGCGCCACCGGCUUCAUCAAGCGCCCAGGCGUCCUCGUCGGCCCCAACAAGGCCGACGCCGUCCGGCGCGAAUUCGGCGACUGUCCCCCGGAUCUCGGCAUCGGGGAUCGCGAGACCGACCACGAUUUCAUGUCCCUCUGCAAGGAAGCUUACAUGGUGCCUGCGACGAAAAAGUGUGAGCCGGUGCCAAGGAACAAGCUGCUCAGCCCCAUAGUUCUCCACGACGGCCGCCUGGUGCAGAGGCCGACUCCCAUGGUGGCCCUCAUCACCUUCUUAUGGAUGCCCAUCGGCUUCGUACUCGCCCUCAUGAGAGUCUACCUCAACCUGCCAUUGCCGGAAAGAAUCGUCCGGCACAUGUACAGGAUCCUCGGCAUUCAGCUCAUCGUCAAGGGCAACCCUCCUCCCCCUCCGAAGAAGGGAGAGAGCGGCGUCCUCCUCGUCUGCGACCACAGAACCGUUCUUGAUCCCGUCGUCAUUGCAGUUUCUUUGGGGAGGAAGAUCAGCUGCGUCCAUUACAGUAUCAGCAAGUUCACAGAGCUCAUCUCCCCAAUCAAGGCCGUCGCACUGUCGAGGGACCGGGAAAAGGACGCUGCCAACCUCAAGAAGCUGCUCGAGGAGGGCGACCAGAUCGUCAUCUGCCCAGAAGGAACAACUUGCAGGGAGCCAUUCCUGCUGAGGUUCAGCGCCAUGUUUGCUGAGCUGACGGACAGAAUCGUCCCCGUCGCCAUCAACACGAAGCAGAGCAUGUUCCACGGAACGACUGUUCGCGGCUGGAAGGCCUUCGACCCGUACUUCUUCUUCAUGAAUCCGAUGCCAACGUACGAGAUCACCUUCCUGAACCAGCUCCCACCUGAGCUCACCUGCAAAGGAGGAAAGUCCGCCAUUGAAGUCGCCAACUACAUCCAGAGGGUCAUUGCAGGGACGCUCGGCUUCGAGUGUACUAACUUCACAAGGAAGGACAAGUAUGGGAUGUUGGCAGGAACUGACGGCAGUGUGAAGAAGAAGGAGCAGAAGGAAUAAAAAGUUCAAUAAAAACACCGGGAAAGAAAUUGUUGGUAUGGUUGGAAUUUAAUUUUCAUUAAUUUGUCCAUUCAAAUCUAGUUGGGGACGUUCAUCAUAUAUUAAUAUAUGGUAUCUUCUAUGUUCUACAAGUGUGGUGUGGAAUUUGUAGUCUUGGAGGUGAAAUAAUCGCCAUAGUUCUCCUGCUAAGCAAAUGUUGCGAGUUGGGAUAUUCAAAUAUUGAUAUAUGUUUCGGUUUCUUCUAAUCAAGAAAUGUGCUUUGUGGGAGUGCAAGGGAAGUAAUCGUCCGCAUUUGAAUGUCUGUAACAACAAUCUCAUGAAGAGUUCAUAAUCUUUUUUUUCUUCAUUUUCCA
Nymphaea colorata (pocket water lily) is the source of this 2046-nucleotide messenger RNA. Its product is annotated as glycerol-3-phosphate 2-O-acyltransferase 6. The record is from RefSeq and is a predicted model, not a curated record. Gene Ontology annotation, cellular component: membrane. The transcript is spliced from 2 exons. The coding region runs from base 191 to 1693 and encodes 500 amino acids. Gene Ontology annotation, molecular function: glycerol-3-phosphate 2-O-acyltransferase activity; phosphatase activity. Gene Ontology annotation, biological process: cutin biosynthetic process. NCBI's taxonomy places the organism in Eukaryota, Viridiplantae, Streptophyta, Magnoliopsida, Nymphaeales, Nymphaeaceae.